GAAAACUGACCCAAAUUACCGCCUGACAGCAACGUAAAGGUCAAGGCUAACCAGCCCCGUCCGCUUAAGAUCAGUUUCAUGACUCUUUUAUCCCCCGCGACAGCAAGGCAAACAAAAUAAGGUGGAAUAAACUCAGCAUGGCAAAUUAUCUUCAUGUUCUCUAUCCAUGAAAAGAAUGGAUACGGUCCUGCUUGGCUUCGAAAGAAACUGAAACAUUCUCAAGGAGGAGACAUGGAUGCUUCAACCAAACUCAGGAGCCGCGGCAUCAUCUUCCUCCUCCUAACAGGUAGCUUCUUCGCCCUGGCUUUCUCAGAGGUCCACGUCAGCGUCAAGAACCGGCUGGGGAGCGGCAAGAACAUGACCCUCCAUUGCCAGUCCGAAGACGACGAUCUGGGGGAGCAGAACGUUGCAGACGGAAGCGAAUUCGGGUGGGAUUUCAACGUGAAUGUGUGGGGUACGACUCUGUUUUACUGUGACAUGGGAUGGGAAAGUGUGCAGGAUUAUCAAUUCGAUGCGUAUUCGUUCGCUAGAGACUUGGUUCGCUGCGAUGCGCAGUGCUUGUGGCUUGUCUCUGAGGAGGGCAUGUAUGGCUUUAAUGGGCAAACUGGGUUUUGGGAGUACAUUUACCAGUGGCCAAGUGGACUAGAAUUGGCGAAAAAGAAAUUAUGAUUGUGAUGCGGUUGAGAAGCUUCUUAAUGCUAAGUGUCAAUUGGGGUGGUCAAAAAUGUCUCGACCUGCAAGCGAGAGGAGGAUUCGGUAGUGAUUCCCGUAUUGAAUAAAUUGACUCUAUCUUGAACUCA
Molecule: messenger RNA, 800 nt
Organism: Eucalyptus grandis
Lineage: Eukaryota; Viridiplantae; Streptophyta; Magnoliopsida; Myrtales; Myrtaceae
Product: self-incompatibility protein S1
Exons: 1
Coding region: 154-669 (171 amino acids)
Source: RefSeq, a predicted model, not a curated record